AUGUCGCCUCCUACAAGGAACAUUUUGUUCCUUACGAAUAGCGAGCUAGGUCAAUGCAAUGUUGCUUUCGCAGUUGCCGAGGAAUUUUUGCACCGGGGAGAGUUUAGGGUGCAUAUUGGCUCGUACAGCUCGCUGGCGGGGCUAGUACAGGAACUCAACAAUCGUGAUAAUUAUGCGCGACCUGCGGAGUUCCACAAAAUUCCUGGACCAUCCAUGACUGAUCUGGCCGUUCGCAGUAAAGUCGGCCUUCUUUUUCAUAAAGCGGGUAUCAAAGGAGCAGUGGAAGGGCUCAACAAGGUUGCCACGGCCAUGAAAAAUUGGAGGCCAUCGGAGUAUGAAAAUGCCUACCGAAGUUGCCUGGAAAUCCUCGAAAACGUGCGCCCUGAUAUAGUUGUGGUGGAUCCAAUUCUUCACGUUGGUCUGGACGCGUGUCGUACUGCCAAAUCUCGAGUCGUCGUGCUUUGGCCAGUUCCGCUGAAAGAUGUGGUCAUUACGAUUCAACCAAAGGCUGGAAUACUUUGGAAGUACCCUAUGACUGGAUCAGGAUACCCCUUCCCAGUGCCGUGGAAAUUCCUCCUCCAAAAUAUUUAUUUGGUAUUCCGUGCUGUUGGAGCUUUGGCAUUUGGGAAACAAGUACCCGAUGACUCUUCACUUGGUGAAAAGGUAGAGGGCCGAAGUCCUUUCCCUCUUGUAAACGCUUAUUCAAAGGAAUCAUUGAGCUUAACACCUUCGUUCCCGGAGAUGGAUUUUCCUUUACUAGUUCCAGACAAUGUUGUUAGCUGUGGGCCGAUCAUUCGACAAUGCCAAAACCUGUCAGAAAUCGAUCCUGAGAUGGAUGCUUGGCUCAAGAAGCCAACUAUUUUCAUCAACCUUGGGUCUCAUGUCAAAUUUACCGAGAGUGUGGCCAUUGAAAUGGCUAAAGGUAUUAAGCAUGCACUUGCGAAGCGCCCUGAGAUGCAAGUUCUAUGGAAACUACGAUAUGAAUGGGAAAGUUCCGUUUCAUUCCAAAUGGUUCUCGGCUCGCUCAUCACUUCAGGGUCGGUGAAGGUAGUUCCUUGGAUCCAAUCUGACAUUAUGUCAGUCCUAAAAAGUGGAAAGAUUAUCACCUAUGUCCAUCACGGAGGAGCGAAUUCCUAUUUUGAAGCUUGCAAGGUGGGUGUUCCUCAAGUGGUUCUACCUCAAUGGCUCGAUACAUAUGAUUGUGCUACACGAGUUGAAUGGCUGGGAAUUGGACUUCAUGGCAGUAAAACUGCAGCACCUGAAAUUGAAGCUACAGAAUUUUCCCAUGCUCUACUCCAGGUCUUAUCAGACGAAAGAAUUCGGGAAAAAUCUUCUGCCAUGAAGCAUCUCUGUAAGACUACAGAAGGCCGGGUGAAGGCUCAUGACAGCAUUGUGAAAUUUUGUUUGAAUUAG
Molecule: messenger RNA, 1413 nt
Organism: Penicillium macrosclerotiorum
Lineage: Eukaryota; Fungi; Ascomycota; Eurotiomycetes; Eurotiales; Aspergillaceae
Product: glycosyltransferase
Exons: 3
Coding region: 1-1413 (470 amino acids)
Molecular function (GO): UDP-glycosyltransferase activity
Source: RefSeq, a predicted model, not a curated record